AUUAUUCGGGUGUACACAUCGCGUGAGGUUCCGUUGACAAACUCCGAGGCGACGUGUCUAUACACACACACUAACUUAUAUAUCUGCCGGCCGGCGUCCGUAAUACCACCAGUGUCAGUUUGUUCACCAAGCCGGUAACACCACAGACUCGUAAAACCAGUUAAACAUGUCGAAAUACGUAUUCUACUACUUUGACGGAAAAGGUUUGGGAGAGCCAGUGCGUCUGCUGCUGGCUUAUGGUGAUGAAGGAUUUAAGGACCACCGAGUGGCUUUCAAGGACUGGCCCGCGUUCAAGCCAAAUACUCCAUUCGGGCAGAUGCCACUUCUGGAGUUCGACGGCAAGAAGUACGCUCAGAGUCUGUCCAUCGCUCGGUACCUCGGCAAGAAGUACGGUCUGGCUGGAGACUCCCUCGAGGAUGCCCUGGAGAUCGACCAGAACGUCGACCUCAUCAACGACCUUCGUGCAAAGGCUGCAAUUGCAUCCUACGAGAAGGAUGAGGCUGUCAAGGAAAAGAAAUACGCUGAAUUCAACAAGGAUGUGUUCCCUGCCAUGUUGGAGAACCUGAAUAAAAUCAUCACUAAGAACAACGGCCAUGUUGCCCUUGGAAAGCUGACUUGGGGAGACUUUGUCUUCGCGGGUAUGUUCGACUACCUCAAGCACUUGUUGGUUGUUCCUGAUCUGGAGAAGAAGUACCCAGCAUUCCAGAAGGUCGUGGACAACGUAUACUCCAUUCCCAAGGUCAAGACCUACGCUGAUGCUGUAGGACCCACGGAAUUCUAAUUUUAGUUCUAAAGAGAUUGGAUUUUAUUGGGUGAUUGAUUGUUGGUGUGAAUUUGUUUUUUAAUGCACUGUCUGAAAAAAACAUUUUGUACCAAGACUUGAGUUAUUGAGAAAAGAGACAGGGUCUUAUUAUUAUGUACAAUUGUAUUAAUUUUGGUCUGUGUGCAUCACAGUUCUGAUUGUUGUAAUGUUUAUGUUAUAAUUAGGUUAAGCACUCAUAUAUUUUUAAAUAAAUAACUAAGAAUUUAUAU
This is a messenger RNA of Spodoptera exigua (beet armyworm), 1032 nucleotides long. The record is from the annotation of a GenBank genome assembly. NCBI's taxonomy places the organism in Eukaryota, Metazoa, Arthropoda, Insecta, Lepidoptera, Noctuidae.